CGCACACACAUUGUACAUGAUAUGCACGUCCACAUUCGGUGUCCAACGACGUUCGUGCACAUCAACGCAUACGGCUCUCGUUAUUUUCUGCGCGCGAAUAACUACGUAUAAUAUUACAAUAACGUCUAAUUGUUGUUGUUUUUAUUAUUGCUAUUAUUUUCAUCGUCAUUGUCGACGUGUGCAGCUGUGCCUCGCCGACGAACUGCAAAACUUGAGCCACGCCGACUCGGGACAAAAAAUGGAGGCACUGUUGGAAGAGAGGAUACAACUACUGCAGGAACGCAUGAAAGCGAUUACUGCGCAGCGAGAACAAAUCGAAGAAGCAAACCGCGGGCUCGAAGAAGAGCUCAACAAACUCAGUAAGAAUUUCGUGAAAAUUACAAACAAUGUAAAAGUUACGGAUGAAACAGAAGAAGAAAAAACGAAUUAAUCAGUUCCUUGAUGUAUUCAAUUAUAUUAAUUGGACUAUAACAAUAAUUAUUUAAAACUACUUUGAA
Molecule: messenger RNA, 497 nt
Organism: Rhopalosiphum padi (bird cherry-oat aphid)
Lineage: Eukaryota; Metazoa; Arthropoda; Insecta; Hemiptera; Aphididae
Exons: 2
Coding region: 17-430 (137 amino acids)
Source: RefSeq, a predicted model, not a curated record